UAAUAGAAAAGAAUUACUCUAGAGCUCUAGAGCUUGUGUCGGCAUAUUCGAUAUAUUAACCUGCCUGAUUAGCUGUUUGAAUACGGUUUGCAAGUGCCAAAUUACUCACCUUCAACGGUGUGGAAUGAAGAUUCAAUCAGAGCGAUGAGACUAGUGCCUGACAUCUACAAUGAAAAUAUUGAGACGGCACUAAGAAGAAUCGCGAAGCAACCCACGCAAUUCGCGUUAGACAAACUGCAGCAACGUCAGCAGAAAGAACAACGCCAGUAUCAGCAACAAUUCGUUACUCUUGGUAGUCUGACGCGUUGGAGUGAGCAUCAUAAGGACAGUCAACCGACGGAUUACAGCCAAUUUUCAGCGAACCCCGACGUUGCAAAGCACCCAACCAGUCCGUUCCCGUGCGAUGGUCAGAUCAACAAUCGUUUCGUAAUUUGGGAAGGCGAUAUUUCUCAACUGAAGGUAGAUGCAAUCACAAAUAGCACUGACAAGACGCUAACUGAAAAAAAUCAAACUUCAAAAAAGAGUUUUGGUCGGGCUGGCACAGCUUCUACUUUCAUUCACGACGUAAACCAAUGCAAAACUGGUGAAGUUUUUGUGACCCCUGGAUUUUUCUUACCUUCUAAGUACGUAAUACACACCGUCAGCCCUAUUUACAGUGAAAAACACAAGACAGCGUCGGAAGCUAUACUUCAUACUUGUUAUCGGAACGUGUUGUAUAAAGCAAGAGAGCUAGGAUUUGGAACGGUUGCGUUAUGUGAUAUUAGUUCGGUACAGAGAAAUUUUCCACCUGCAACUUCUGCCCAUAUAGCAUUGCGAACAAUUCGCCGAUUUUUGGAGCAAUACCGCGCCGAAAUUGUGAUAUUUUGCCUUGAAUCAAAUGAACGGAGUAUCUACGAAAUAGUAGCGCCGCUUUAUUUUCCACGCGAUCGACUUGAAGAGGAAAGUGCCCUGUUGCAAUUGCCGAAAGAUAUCGGCGACCUGUAUGGUGAACGACAGCAGCUAACUGAUCGUCAAAUCAGAAUCAUUCAUAAUCCUCAGCAUUUCGUCAUGAUAGAAGCUGAUGACGACUCUGAUACCAGCCCACACGACUUGGAAAUGGGUUCUGACGUGGAGUAUAGUAAUAUCAACCUGAGUCUGGCAGCUCAACUAACCGGUACAGCGCACUCUUUUACACAAAUGCAGGGAGACUUGGAUAGACAACGCUUACUUGGUGAUCGACCUCGUAUGGUGUAUGAAAGUGUGCUUGAUGAUGGUCUUGAAGGAAUAGAACAUCAAGAAAGAUACGAGAGGUUACUAAGACGAGCCAAAACGGAAGACCUAUCGGAAGUGUCUGGCAUUGGAUGUCUGUAUCAAAGUGGCGUUGAUAGACUUGGCCGACCUGUUGUUGUGUUUUGUGGCAAAUGGUUUCCUGCACAUAACAUCGAUCUAGAGAAGGCCUUGCUCUAUCUGAUAUACCUACUGGACCCAAUCGUCAAAGGUGAUUACGUGAUCGCUUAUUUCCACACUCUGACCAGUUCAAACAACUACCCUUCUCUACAAUGGCUGAAGGAUGUCUAUAGCAUACUGCCGUACAAAUACAAGAAAAAUUUAAAAGCGUUCUAUAUCGUGCAUCCAACCUUUUGGACAAAAAUGAUGACUUGGUGGUUCACAACGUUUAUGGCUCCAGCGAUCAAAACUAAAGUUCAUUCACUUCCUGGUGUGGAGCACUUAUAUUCUGCCAUCGCGAAGGAUCAGUUAGAGAUUCCGGCCUAUAUAACCGAGUAUGACAUGGCGACGAAUGGUAUACAUUACUUCCAACCUAUUACCAACACUUCUUCGCCAGCAUCCUAAGUGUCGAACAACGCUUUACUAAGCUUUCGUCUAAGCGGUCAGCUAUGAAUUAACUUUGUGCACAAGGGAUCAUUAUACUCCGGAAGCUCGUUACGGUACCACCGUUCUCCACCAAAGCGUCAAAUUUUCAUCCAGUCAAACGUUUACACCUAUUGCUAGUAAAUGCCUCAACCUAUACCUUUAGCAGAAAAUCGUUUCGUUGAACUUUAUUUAGGUGAAAGUAUUGUCAUGUUAAAAAUAUUGUAGUAAGUAGAACUGAAACCGAAAUCUUGGCUUCCCAUUGAAAGUUGCGUAUGGUAGGAAGGUGGUUGGAUGGAAGGAAAUUAAGGCAGGUAAUAGGUAGCUCUAUCCAGUGAACUGUCUUAUUUAAAGCACAGUUCGGCAGCUUAUGAGUUGAUUCCGUAUGUUACACGCUGUUGUUUUUAAAUUUAUGUUUAACAAAUAUCGUUCAAUACGUCGUCACGUGAGUUGCGUGCGUGUAGGAGCUAAAUAGAACAAAAUAACUACAAAUGUAUCAAUAUCGAUAGCAAUCCAAAUCAAUUCACGAUAAAACAUGAAGUUUGACUAGAUCAUUGUUUGAUAGAAUCAACUACCCGACUAAGUCCCAGAAAUUUGUCGUUGACCGCGUAAAAAUGACUUGUAUUUCCAACUUUAUUUAACCUUUGAUAUUGAUAUGCUCGUUUAGCGCGUUAGCAAUCAUACCGGGUGUUGGAAUUAAUUCGAUUCGAUUCAAACAGCAUAUUUGGGUGGGUAUAACUUUAGACAACCAAAUAUCAGAUAGUUUUCCUCAAGUUGGAGCAUUGUUACUAGAGCCGAACUAACAAGACUUUUAACCAAAUGUACUUGGUUACUUGUUUUUUUAUCCACGUAGACUAGAAUGAUGUUUGGAAAUAUAAAAUACGUGUAUUGAAUUAGUUUAUAUUUUGCUAAAUCUGUUUUGACAGAUCAUUGUUACUAAAAUGUUCCAUUGUUAUCAUGCCCAGAGUGUCUUUCGAUAAUAAAUGUGUGCACCACGGUGUAUACUGUUACUUCAUUUCAAUACGUUGACGCAAUCAAACAACUUCUAACUUACAAGUGCAUGCACGUAUUUCGUGGAAGAAAAUUCAACUAGCAACUAAUUGUUAAUGUGAACUUUUUCGCGAAACAACGUUGAACAAGGAGAUUAUUAUAUACGAUAUAUAAAACCUGUUAAACCUAGAUAUGAACCGUUUAUACUAGAUAUGAACCGAGCUUUGGAUCUCGAUGAAGCAUGCGAAUGCGUUAAAACUACAAAACAGAAACCGAGAGAAGUAGUAGAAGAAACUGCAUGAGAUGAUAACAACACUAGCAAUAGCCCAUUUAUUUGAUACAUAUAAAAUGUAUGUAUGGAUAUAAGUAAAGAUACAUACAUAUAAUGACAACUUAGUAGCAUAUACUGAUUUAUAAGUAAGCAUUGCGAAAACGUAAUCCUGGUGUGAAUUGUUUUAGAGAAAAUCGAAACGAGGACGAUUACAGAUAAAUAAAAGGGUUAUGUUUUACUAGAAAAAGACAUCGGAUGUCUUUUCUCUGUGUGCUUCUCAACUUAUCUUGAAAAAUGGCAAAUCAUUAAUUACAGGACAGGUUAUUCUACACAAAAAAUUAAAAAAAAUCUUUCCUGAUCGAGACUAUUAAUAGACGGUUAUUUGGUGAUUUACAUGUAGUUUUUACAGACCGCGUUACAUUAGUUUUGAGAUUGUGCAUUUCGGAACCUAAGAAAGGAACUCUUGAAAGCUGAAACAGUAUUAGUUGGAAUAGUAUGCUUUGAGACAUAACUUUUGGCUUAAGGGAAGGAAACGAAAGUUAUGAAAAAUGCAAACUACCCACUGUUGCAUUUUCUGCUUCUGUUGCCCUUGUAUUGUUUUGUAUUAUUGAAAUAGGAGCUUUAACUAACGAAGCCCUUUAAACUAUCUCGAAUGUUUUGCUCCUUAUUUGGAUGUUAUUAUUUGUCCCGCUGUCUGUCUCAUAAUCGUGUGCCAAUUUUCCUUCGUGAUUGCAAUUUCGUAUAGUGAAACCUGAAAUACAAUGACGACAAAAAACAAUCAUUCCACAUACAAAAUGGAAAUAACAUUCUUACAAAGUACGAUUGCAUCCCAACAAAAUUUUCAGGGCUUGUAGAUAAAAUAGUGUAAAGCUAGUCAAACAAUGGCAAAUGAAACGAAAAACUUUACAGCUAAGUUGUGAAAUAUAAUAAAUGAAUCAUUCGCGGCAAGAGUCAAAACAUGGCGAAUCAAAACGGUGGCUUUGAAAUUAUUUGGCAAAAAGCACACACAACGCGAAGCUAAAAUCAGCAGAUGAACCAAGCAAACACCAAUUACUUGUCUUGUGCUUGAGAGAUGAAAAGUACACAAAAUAAGAAACCCGACCGAUAGCUUAUACUUUAGAUUAUAAUAGUUACCAUACGAUGUAUGAUUUACGUUGAAGUUUGACUUAAAGCUUGUAGUGAUCAGUGGCGAGCACAUAUUGAAUUGGGUGAAGCGCACUUAUUUAGGGAAGGAUGUAAACCAAAAUAGUCGUUCUCCAGCAAGGAAUCCAAUGAAUAGGGUACGCCUGACUCAUGGUAUGUAUAUAAAACAAUCGUGUUUUGUUGCGAGAACUUGAACCAUUUAGGACAUAAAUGAAAACUCCCAAACUGUUUGCAGCAGCGUAGCAUAGCCAGGCCGACCAAAACGCUCGUAAUAGGAAUGCUUUACCCAAGCAGCUCAAGAAUAUUCAAGAUUAUUUCUAUUCGUAUGUGCGAAACCAUAUAAUCAGAUACAGGGCAGUGUUUGAGGAUAACAAAACACUAAAAAUAAAAAGCAUGUUGAUU
Molecule: messenger RNA, 4654 nt
Organism: Anopheles bellator
Lineage: Eukaryota; Metazoa; Arthropoda; Insecta; Diptera; Culicidae
Gene: Gdap2
Product: protein GDAP2 homolog
Exons: 13
Coding region: 145-1830 (561 amino acids)
Source: RefSeq, a predicted model, not a curated record